Entelurus aequoreus (snake pipefish) is the source of this 2471-nucleotide messenger RNA. Its product is annotated as inositol polyphosphate 5-phosphatase K-like. Lineage: Eukaryota; Metazoa; Chordata; Actinopteri; Syngnathiformes; Syngnathidae. Bases 253 to 2115 code for a protein of 620 amino acids. The transcript is spliced from 16 exons. Gene Ontology annotation, biological process: negative regulation of insulin receptor signaling pathway; negative regulation of phosphatidylinositol 3-kinase/protein kinase B signal transduction; negative regulation of glycogen biosynthetic process. The record is from RefSeq and is a predicted model, not a curated record. Gene Ontology annotation, cellular component: cytoplasm; plasma membrane; ruffle. Gene Ontology annotation, molecular function: inositol bisphosphate phosphatase activity; phosphatidylinositol-4,5-bisphosphate 5-phosphatase activity; phosphatidylinositol-3,4,5-trisphosphate 5-phosphatase activity.
ACAAGAUAUUUUUGCGGGGUUUAAAAACCUGCUGAAAAAAUAACAACUUGUCAAAGAUCUUGUAUAUAUGACAGGAUCUUUUUGCUGGGUUUAAAAACCUGCUAUAGAAAAAAAAAACACAAUUUGUCAAAGGUCCUCUAAAUGUGACACGAUGCUCUGCUGUGAAUUAUUUUGGACCAAUGCUGCAAUGAUCUUCAUGUUUUUUCCUUUUGUUUGAGGUGAAAAAGGCCCAAAGAGUUCCUGGUGUCCUAGAUGUUGGACAUAGAUGCACACCUGCUGUGCGUCCAUGUGCGAGUACAAAGGCAGCAAAGUUGUUGCAUGCAGGACCAGCAGGAAGGACGCGAGACCAGCAGGGAGGACUCGGCCGACGACACGAAGCAGAUCAAAAAAGCACAAGAAAAAGGAAAAGCAACAAAGUCAGCGACGGGACUCAAAGCAGGAAAACCGAUCCAGACUCUGGACUCUCCUUUGGAGAUCUUCAUCAUCUGUGCACAAGGAGUCUGCAGAUUCUUCCACACACCAAAAGACAACACUGACACAGAGGACAACAUGAGCACUGGAAGGUUCCCAAGUGGAGGCAGAGACAAGUACAGGCUGCACAUGGUGACGUGGAACGUGGCCACCGCGGAACCCCCCGAUGACGUCACCUCGCUGCUCCAACUGGACGUACAACCCCCCACCGACCUUUACGUGAUCGGGCUGCAGGAAGUGUGCGCCACGCCCGUCAGGUUCAUCUCAGACCUGAUGGCGGACGACUCGUGGAGCCACGUCUUCAUGGACACGCUGGCCCCGCGAGGAUUCGUCAAGGUGGCGUCAAUGAGGAUGCAGGGUUUGUUGUUGUUGGUCUUUGCCAAACAAGCCCACAUUCCUUACAUCCGAGACAUCCAGACCACCUUCACCCGCACCGGAAUCUUCGGCUACUGGGGCAACAAAGGUGCGGUGUCUGUGCGCUGUUCCUUCUACGGCCACAAGGUGUGCUUCCUCAACUGUCACCUGGCGGCGCACAUGAACUACGCCCUGCAGCGCGUCGACGAGUUCGAGCACAUCCUGGAGACGCAAGACUUUGACGUCGCCGACACGCCACGAGUGCUGGACCACAAGCUGGUCUUUUGGUUUGGAGACCUGAACUUUCGUAUCGCAGAUCACGGCUUGCACUUCCUGCGCUCGUCCAUCAACGGCGGCCGUGUUAACCUGCUAUGGGACAAAGACCAGCUGAUCAGCAUGAAGAAGAAGGAGGCGUUCCUACAGGAGUUUGAGGAAGGGCCACUGAAUUUCAAGCCCACCUACAAGUUUGGUCGUAACUCUGACGCCUAUGACAUCAGCGCUCCAAAAUCAUGGUGGGCUUUUAAAGUGAGCAAUGUGGCGCUGCCCCUGACCAUGUAUAGACCCAGACCCCUGCAACGCUGCAGCACCACCCUCCUCUUCCUCCUCACCUCCCUCACCUGGGCGUUGCUCUCUGUCCGGCUGGGGGGCUGGCACAGGGAGCUUGACCCGCCCAGUGGCAAGAAAAGGAAGCCAGCCUGGACAGACCGCAUCUUGUGGCGCAUCAAACCCAAGAACGUGCCGUUGGACGGCGACGACGACGACGACAAGGCGUCCGCCUCUACAGAGGACGACCUGGACGAGUACCCCCUAGUGGUCAGCCAGGACAAAUACACCAGCGACAUGAGCUACGGCGUCAGCGACCACAAGCCUGUCAUGGCCAGCUUCAGCUUGGAGCUGAGGAAACACUUUGACACUGCGCUGGUCCAUGUGUCUCCGGAGGGUGUUUGGAGCGCCGACCACGAUGCUCUUCUCAACUACACGGUCCAGGAAGACUUCAUGUCCUCAACAUGGGACUGGAUCGGCCUCUACAAGGUGGGGUUCAAGAGUGCGAGCGACUACGAGACGUUCGUUUGGGUUCGUGAGGACGAGCUGCCGGAGACUGACGAAAUCAUCCAGGUAUCGGUGGAUAAAGACGACAUUCCUCUCCUGGGAGGACACUUUGUGUUAGGCUACUACAGCACAAACAUGCAAAGCAUCAUCGGCCUCAGCGCCAACUUCCAGAUCUUGGAAUCCAAGCGUGCCGUCAUGGAGGGCCUCGUUCCAGAGAACGCCAACGGACUCACCAAAUAAACAGCAACUCACUCCAGUGUCUUAUAUCAUUUAAUGUCGAUUUAGUUGAACACACACCUUCUUGUAACAAAUAGCCUUCGAGUAAAUCAUCAAAUAAAAAUGCCAAACUAAGUAAAAAGGUAGUGUUGGAUUGGUUUUGCCUCAGAUUUUUUUGGAUUUGAAUAAUGACAAUAUUAAAGAGAUGAUCACGAAUAAUCAUGAAAGAAUGAUGUUAACUAUACUUAAUGGUAAUUUCAGCAUAAAUUAAGUGAUUUUAGCCUUUCCGUUUGCAUGUUAUUAGUCAAGUUGUGUGGCUGUUAAUGAACGUCUAAGAAUGCUGGAAAGUAUAUUUUGGUAAAUGAUUAAACUGGAAAAAA